Molecule: messenger RNA, 3269 nt
Organism: Labrus mixtus (cuckoo wrasse)
Lineage: Eukaryota; Metazoa; Chordata; Actinopteri; Labriformes; Labridae
Gene: gramd1c
Product: GRAM domain containing 1c
Exons: 18
Coding region: 239-2209 (656 amino acids)
Biological process (GO): intracellular sterol transport
Cellular component (GO): endoplasmic reticulum-plasma membrane contact site; endoplasmic reticulum membrane; plasma membrane
Molecular function (GO): sterol binding; sterol transfer activity
Source: RefSeq, a predicted model, not a curated record
UCCUUAGCUGCUAAAGCGAACACCAAUGAGCGUCACCAAUGAGAUGACAACUCCCUUAAGGUAUGUUUCCCUGGCCGAGAUGAGAUUCACCUGCAACAAAGACGCGUGAGAACAACAUUAAAAGUCCUCGACAGAGCUUCAGAGCUGAGUGGAACCUAAACACGGGGUGUUCUCUUAACUGGGUUACAUUAAGGAAGCAGAGAUCCUGGGUCCACUACGUGUCAGCGCAGCAGAGCAGAUGGACCAGGUGUCGUACCGGUCAGUGGGCAGUGAUGAGAUUACAGAUGAGUCAGCAUCAGUGUUGGAGGACAGGUGGAGCUCCUCUGAAGAAGAGGCCUCCGACCCUCAGGCACAGUGUCUUGCAGCCCCACAGACUCCUCUGCCGACCUACAAACAAAGGUUUGACGAAUUCAAGAAGUUGUUCAAAGAACUGCCGGAGUCAGAAAGACUCAUUGUGGACUACACGUGUGCCCUCCAACGGGACAUCCUCCUUCAGGGACGCCUCUACCUCUCAGAAAACUGGCUCUGUUUCUAUAGCAACGUGUUUCGGGGAACCAAGAUUAUACUGACACUAAAAGACAUCGUUACUAUGACCAGAGAGAAAACCGCUCGGCUCAUUCCCAACGCCAUCCAGGUGUGCACGAGCACCGACAAGUACUUCUUCACUUCCUUCUCGGCGAGAGAGAAAAGUUACCUGGGAGUUUUCCGCAUGUGGCAGAACACGCUGUUAGACAAGCCUCUGACCAGUUUGGCGUUGUGGCAGAUGGUCAAACAGCAUUAUGGGAAUGAUCUGGGCCUGACCAAUGAAGAGAUGGAGAGUUUACAGUUGUCAGGAGAAUCAAGCAUGCAGACCAGCCUGACUGUGAGGCCUGGUGGUGAUGACGGUGUUGGAAAGCUAGAGCGGACCUCCUCUGUACGCCUCCCUGGGGUGGAUCAUGCGCCUUUAGAGACCUCAACGCCUCAGGGGGAGGACUCGCCUUCCAUACUCGGCUUACAGAUCAAUGCGGAUGACUCCCGUAGCAGCCCAUCUCAGCGGCGCAGUCCCGCUCAAUUACUGGACCGCCUCGCCUCAGAACGGGCUUCCAAGCGCUCCACGCUUUCUCUCGACCUCAACGCUAACGAGAACGGCGUGUCUGAGCAGAGCGGUUCAGACAGCAUCGAAGAAGCGGAGGAGCGGGCGGGUUUGCCCACGGUGCAGGGUCGACUUUAUCUAAACAAGGUCUUCCACAUCAGCGCUAACAAGAUGUUUGAGAUGCUCUUCACUGACUCCAGCUUCAUCAGAAGGUUCAUGAAUGUCAGAAAAACAACCAACUCUAAUUUCACUGCUUGGCAAAAAGACGCCUCGGGGAACAUGAAAAGAUGUCUGAACUACACAAUAACUAUCAGCAACCCUCUGAUAGGAAAGUUCUCCACCGCUACAGAGAACCAGACGCUGUACAAAGAAUCCAGGGACGGUCAUUACUACCUUGUGGACUCUGAGGUGUUCACUCACGACGUUCCCUAUCAUGAUUACUUCUACACUCAGACUCGAUACUACAUCAUACGUACCUCGAAGCGGAAGUGUCGACUCAGGGUUUACACUGACGUGAAAUAUAAGAAGCAGCCCUGGGGUCUGGUCAAAUCCUUCAUCACCAAAAACUCCUGGAGCGGUAUAGAGGAUAACUUCAGACAGCUCGAGGCCGAACUGAUGGAGGAGGAAGCAGAGAUGAACCAGGGAGUUGGAGACUCUGGGAAGAUGAGUGGGCUUCGUAGGAGGAGGCGGACUUAUAGCAGGACACUGCCAGAGCACAUGAACCCCAACACGCAGUAUGGGCAGGACGCUGAGCAGGACAGAGACAGCAUCAUGGGCCCCAUAGAAAUUAGAGGCACGCACAGAUGGAGCACCACAAAGAUAGUGGCUGGGAUGAGUGUGAUUUUGCUGAUUCUGACGAUGAUGAAUCUGGGUCUGUUCUUCAAGUUGUGGGCGAUGGAAGAUGUAGCCAACCGCAUGUACCUGACCACAAAGCAUCGGCUGAGGGAGAGGAGUGUGGCCAGCUUCAUCCCUGAAUAUGGCCCCAGACAGGGACCUUGGUAUAGGACCACAGAGGACAUGCAACUGCUGAAAGCUGUUCUGCAGGACUCCAUCAACCUUUUAGAACAGCUCCGCAACUCUCUGGUGGUGCUGCAGAAGAACUUUGCGUUGGCCAAUCGUACAGCAGGACCACAGUGACACACCACACCUGGCGACCACAGAGUGCCCCCCCCCCCCCCCCCACCACACCCACACCCCUCCCCCUCCCCCCUCCCAGAGGAAACCUGUGGAGAAAACUGCACUUGUGAACAGUCUCUGAGGAAAUAUCUGUUAUCCAGUGACAUUGCCAUGUUUUUUAAGCUGUGGACUGACUGCUGCUGGCACAAAGUGAUAUGUAAGUCAGCCCCAAAGAGGGCCGUGGGUUUAAAUAUUUGUAGGGUGCCAUUGUCAGCGCCCUUAGUUGUUUCCUUUGAGUUUUUUCCCUAAAAACUUUGAUUUCAGAAAACUUUGUCCUGAUGUGCCUUUUCUAUAUCCAGAUGAGCCUCUUGCCACACCAAAAGGAGCUAUUGUAAAUAGUUUUUUUUUUAAUUAUUAUUGAAGGGAAAUGAAUAAGUCUUAUUUAAAAUGACUAUUUUCUGUCGGAUUUUCUUGCACAGUUUUAAUUUUUGCACAAGUGCCUCAUAGGUUAGUCUGUGUUUUUAGAUAUCUUUUUAUGGAAUUUAUUAUUUCAAAUAAAUAUGGUAGGAUCUGUUACUCAAAUUUCCACAAUCGUCCUGUUGUGUACAAUGAGAAAACACAAUUGUUUUGCAUUCAUAAACUCCAGAGUGGUUGCAAGAUUUAAGGGUCAAAUAUGAUAAAGGUAGCCUAUACUGCUGCUAUAUGCCCCUGACAUCUUGAACUGAUGAAUUCAUCUGUUGAUUUUAUCCCGGGCUGAUAUCAGGGAAUGUUUUGUAGUCUUAAGCAGCCCAUAUGAUUUGUCUUCUUCACCUGUACAUUUUAAAUAAGUGACGUGUGUUUUCAUGCUCUCUUCCUUUUAAAUUCAUAUUAAGCUUAGUAAGAAACGGUUUACUUUCAGUACUUUUCCUCUCUGUUGUGUCAGUGAGACACUUGGGUUAUCUCAGUACUGUUUCUACCAACUUUAAAUGCAGGGCUGCCAAGAAUAUUUGCAUUGAUCAUACAGUAUGUUCUUGCUAAGUCGUCAAUGUGUUUAACAUUGUAUUUAUGUAAAUGUUUACCUAUAAAGCACUCAGGGAUGUGC